This is a messenger RNA of Amphibalanus amphitrite, 1236 nucleotides long. RefSeq names its product enoyl-CoA delta isomerase 1, mitochondrial-like. Gene Ontology annotation, cellular component: mitochondrion. The coding region runs from base 103 to 960 and encodes 285 amino acids. Gene Ontology annotation, molecular function: enoyl-CoA hydratase activity. The transcript is spliced from 7 exons. NCBI's taxonomy places the organism in Eukaryota, Metazoa, Arthropoda, Thecostraca, Balanomorpha, Balanidae. Gene Ontology annotation, biological process: fatty acid beta-oxidation. The record is from RefSeq and is a predicted model, not a curated record.
ACAAAUUUUUGAAGUUUGAUUACUUUUUCAUGUAAACUUGAAACUGAAGCACUUCCUUGACCUGGAUUUUGACCAGCAAGGGAAGAUUUUCACUCUCACACAAUGUUGUCAGCACUAAGACAGGCCUCCAGGCCAGCAAUACUUGUGAUGAGAAACUCAUCCAGAUUUGCUUCCCAGUCAGCACUGAAGGUUGAAGUGAUUGAUGAACAGAAAGGCAUUGGAGAGAUCUGCCUGCAGAAUCCACCAGUGAACAGCCUUCACUCUGAGCUGCUGACAGGCCUGGCUGAUGGUGUGAAAACCCUGGAGAAAGACGGAUGUCGCGCCUUCCUCCUCAGUUCGGCGAUCCCAGGGAUCUUCUCUGCUGGCCUGAACCUGCUGGAAAUGCACAACCAAGAGCGGCAGGACCUGUUGAAUUACUGGGCACGCGUGCAGAACAUGUUUCUCACGUUGUACGGCACUCGUCUCAUCUCAAUCGCCUGUAUCACGGGCGCCGCGCCGGCCGGCGGUUGUCUUCUGUCGACCUCCUGCGACUACAGACUGAUGCUUGACCACCCCAAGGCGGUGAUCGGACUAAGCGAGAGCCUGGUCGGCCUGCCCGUACCCGACUGGAUGCGGAUCAACUUCUGCGACGUGGUGGGCCGGCGGCACACAGACCUGGGACUACAGAUGGGUAUCCUGUUCCCCGCCCAGGAGGCGCUGCGGAUCGGACUGGUGGAUGAGCUGGCUAGCUCGCCAGAGGAGCUCAGACAGAGGGCGCUGCAGAAACUCGAGCACUUUCUCAAAGUCCCCGACGUUGGCCGCGAGUUUUCUAAGACUGCCUCUACCGAACCUCUGAUUUCGUAUCUCUCUGGAAGGCUCCAGAAAGAUGCCGAGCUCUUCGUCGACAACAUUUCACAGGAGCGCGUGCAAAAGCAGCUCGGGAAGCAUUUGGUGUCGCUCAAAAAUAAGAAGAAGAACUAGGUGUGCUGGUUGAUGUCAUAUUGGGGUUAUGAAUGGUGUCUUUCACACCGAAGGGCGGACACCAUUCGUGAAGUGAAAGCUGCUUAGGUGGGGCAGGUAUGUACUUACCGAAAUGAUGCAAUACAAACAAUGCAAUUAAUUAAUGGACGAGUCAGCCGAGAUGUCUUGUAGAAGUUUUUGAUGCUGAUGUGUUGUGACUUGCGACAACCCUGUGAACUUUGUAUGUGACACACUUGUUUGUGAAAAACGUUUGUUGAAUAUAUUUACUGAAGUAAA